This is a messenger RNA of Hyaloperonospora brassicae, 798 nucleotides long. The record is from the annotation of a GenBank genome assembly. Lineage: Eukaryota; Oomycota; Peronosporomycetes; Peronosporales; Peronosporaceae.
AUGCGACGCUUUUACGUAGCUGAAGACUUGACGCCAAAGAAGCUGGAAGUCGAGGUGACGGUGCCCGAAAAGUUUUCGCUGACACGCUUUUUGUCCAAGGGUCUUGUAGAUGGUGAGGAGGAAAGGAUGGAUGAUCCUGUAGCCAAUGCGACGAACGAAAGCGAUGUUAGUGCCGCGGUAGAUACUGCGGAUGAAGCUUUGGUGGCUCAGCUGGUUGCUAUGGGUUUUUCCGAGAACGGUUGCAAGCAUGCAGCGAUUGCGACUGGCAAAUCGAAUGCUGAAGCGGCUAUGGAAUGGAUUUUCAGUCACAUGAACGACCCAGACUUUGACCAUCCGCCUUCGCCAGCACGUCCUGGAUCCAAGGCUGCAGGCGAGUCAGUUAACAUGGACAUCGUGUCCAGUCCAAUGGCCAUGGGCUUCGCAGAGUCUCACGCCAAGUGUGCGCUAAAGCAAACAGGCAACGAUCCUGACCGUGCAGCUGAGUGGUUGUUCAGUCGCAUAGCCGAUCUAGACAGUGCUGUCGCCGACUGUGAUCGCGGUGUAGUGCCACCAGCAGCCUCGUCUGGCGUUGAUGAGUCCUCUGAAAAUCGUUCGGAUAGCAAGGUGGUCGGCGACUUCUCUCUUGUAGGUUUUAUCAGCCAUGUUGGCAAGAACACCAAUUCUGGGCACUACGUUUGCCACAUGAAGAAAGAUGGCCGCUGGGUUAUCUUCAAUGAUGAUAAGGUGGCCGUGUCGCAGGAACCACCGCUAGGCGCUGGUUAUCUUUACUUGUUUCGUCGCACUGACCCCCAAAGCUAG